This is a messenger RNA of Apis florea (little honeybee), 1858 nucleotides long. It is a transcript of the gene Pka-R2, whose product is annotated as cAMP-dependent protein kinase type II regulatory subunit. Lineage: Eukaryota; Metazoa; Arthropoda; Insecta; Hymenoptera; Apidae. Gene Ontology annotation, molecular function: cAMP-dependent protein kinase inhibitor activity; cAMP binding; protein kinase A catalytic subunit binding. Gene Ontology annotation, biological process: negative regulation of cAMP-dependent protein kinase activity. Gene Ontology annotation, cellular component: cytosol; cAMP-dependent protein kinase complex. The record is from RefSeq and is a predicted model, not a curated record.
AAUGAUGUUCAAUUUGCCUAUUAUUUGCCAGUUAAAUGUUCAGUACAAUCCUUCUGGUAAUGUCAAGAUUCUCGCUGUGAAAUAGUCGCCAUCUUUGCGACUGAGUCGCAUCUCUUAAUUUGGCUCGUUGUAUGUUCCGCGCAGCUUUAUGUAGCGUCAAAGAAAAAAAUCAUUGAAAGUUGGUGUCGAAGCAAAGCGGUUCGACGAGACCGGAUAGCGUUCGAGCUGUACCAAGAGUGUAGCUCAGCAAAAGUGGGCGGAACGCAUGGUCUUACGCUCUUUUAGCCUCGCUGUAGUACGUGAUAAGAAAAUUUUUGCAUUUGAUAAGUGACACAUCGAAUUCCUGUUACUUGUUCAUGCAGUGAUAAUAUAUUAACUUAUAUAAUUUAUCAAUUGACCAUUUACCGGCGUAUGCUAUUAUAGUGUGUGUUUGUUCGAACAUCAUUUAGUGUAAGAAAAAUGAGUUAUCAACGUAACGCUAGCAAGAUUAUAGUGCCAGACGAAUUGCGGGACGUUCUGUUAGAGUUCACAAUUAGCUAUCUGUUGGAGCAACCAGUGGAUAUUAUCGACUAUGCCAUAGCUUUUUUUACGCAACUUCGGGAAAGCCGUCAAACUCAGUUGAUUCAAGACCCUGCGCAGACCACCACUUCUACGCCGGACGACUCUAUCGAUGAAGAACCACCAAUUACAAAGUUAGCAACAAGAAGGAAAAGCGUUUUCGCGGAAACCUACAAUCCGGAGGAAGAUGAAGAAGAUGAAGGACUCAAGAUUGUGCAUCCGAAAACUGACGCUCAACGAGAAAGAUUGGCUGACAGCAUAAAACAUAUUCUUCUCUUUCGAUCGCUAGAUGAGGAUCAAAUGACUGACGUGUUGGAUGCGAUGUUUGAAAAGAUCGUGAAAUCUGGAGAUAUAGUUAUCCGACAAGGUGAUGACGGUGACAAUUUCUAUGUUAUUGAGAGAGGAAAAUUCGAAGUAUACGUAAAAGAUCAAACAGAUAUGGAAUCCUUGAUACAUACAUAUGAUAACCGUGGUGCUUUCGGCGAGCUUGCACUCCUUUAUAAUAUGCCAAGAGCGGCCACUAUCAAGGCCAUCACGAAUGGUACAUUAUGGGCUAUGGAUAGGCAAACUUUUCGACGUAUUUUAUUGAAAUCCGCUUAUAAGAAGCGCAAGAUGUAUGAGGAUCUUAUCAAUAAGGUUCCGAUGCUUAAAUCUCUCGAGCCAUAUGAACGUAUGAAUCUAGCGGAUGCUCUAGUACCAAAACAUUAUUCAGAUGGCGAACAGAUCAUCAAACAAGGCGAUUCAGCCGAUGGAAUGUAUUUUGUCGAGGACGGUAUCGUUAAAAUCACCAUAAAAGGAGAUGAUGAUCGUGAGGUCGAGAUUAAUAGAGUUCCCGCUGGUGGAUACUUAGGCGAAUUGGCGCUGGUGACACAUAAACCUCGCGCUGCUUCGGCCUACGCUGUAGGCGAAGUAAAACUGGCCUUUUUGGACGUUGAAGCUUUUGAACGCUUACUUGGGCCUUGCAUGGAACUUAUGAAGCGUAAUAUCGAGGAUUAUGAAGAUCAGCUAAUCAAAAUCUUUGGUAGCAAAACUAAUAUUUCAGAUAUUCGAUGAACUAUUUGCGGAUAGUGAUAAAUUGCACUGCUGUACUAAAGAUAUGAUACUUUUGUACAGUAAUGUAAAAUGAGCACAAACUUGUACACCUACUUUAUGAAUCUCAUCCGCGUGUUUUCAAGUAUCAUCUCGAGUCGACUUUCGUAAUGACUAUUUACUUAGACGUGUACCAGUAAGAAUCGUCGUUAAUAGUUACCAAGUUUAUACCUAUGACACACAGUGAAGAGAUAACAAAAAAAGAAAAAAA